ACUCUUAACAAUUUUCCUUGUCAAGUGUCCUUGUUAAUGCAUCGGCAGUAGCAUAUUUCAUCCCUGACGAGAUUUCCCUGUAGAGUCUCCGUGUUUAUAUUGCAUCUCGUUUGGGUGUCAUCACAUCAGAACCAAUCACAAGAGCCAAUCAGAACAAAGGAAAACUGUCACCAUGAUUCAAAGAGAACUCUAAUUCAGAACAAACAUACCAUCCAAAGCGGAGGAGGACCCGCGAGUCAUCAAGUCUGGAUUGAUUUGAGUUUUGUAUCUGAUUGGUCAACAGGGUGGCGCGAGUUCUCUGGACAAAUCACAAAGCGCAGGAGAACAAAACUAGGGCAAUUGCGGAUCCAUUACAGCACUCAAGCGUAAAAGGUGACACAUGUGACCCUUCUUGUCCACGGAGACUUAUCUAGGAAACGCUAAUUGAAUUUGUUUAUCGAUGGGGAGGCUUCCAAACCUUUACUAAAUCUUUUGGUGUUUUGCUGUCUUGUUAGGGCUAAGAAUCCUGAAUGUGUAAAACAGUUUACAGUAAGAGUUUUCGUAAGCUAAGUCCCGACAACCGAUUUAUAUCCUGUUUAAUCAAGAAGGUUAUUUUUGUCGAAGGAAUCUAAAAAAAGGGGGGGAAAUCGGCACGUCUCGCCGUUCCUUAUUUAAGUUUAGCCAUCAUGUCGACACUCGUUACUUCCUUUUUUAGAGCAGACAAUUUGAUAACACUAAUUCAAGGAAACAAGCAUCGGUUUGAACCUCUCACUAAAUUCUACCAUCCACAUAGUUCUACCGAGAUGGCUGGCUGCCAGUAGCACGUCCAGAGUAGUAUGACAAGAAGCAUGUUUGCCUUAUGAGAGCAAAUUACUUUGCUAAUAUCUUUAAGACUUCAUUAUCAGCGAGGAGUUGCAACGUCAUUUGCUUGCAUUUUUCGGUCAUUAUAUCUUACCUAUGACACAUGUUUAUUUAACGGCGACAGCCGAAAGGAUUCCAUGCUAAGGACUUUCAGUGAUUAACAUCGGGAUUCCGUGCUCAUUGCCUAAAUUAACGUGACCUUGUUUGUUGUUCGCUGGACAUGAGAUAAGUGCCGCGCUAUAAAAAGAUAGCCAGCGUGCACGUAUUCAGGCCCGGUGCGAUCUUAAUGCGAUUUCUAUUAUUAAAAAACAAACAUCGACUGAGGAAUCUCAUGCUCAUGCUUACAAGGAAUGCAUUGUAGUAUGGAGAACACUUGUUUAGUAUCUUCAAGAAAAGUUAGCGUGACAAACGCGCAUUAAUGUUAUUUUAAAUAGCUUAGAAGGUUAUCAUAAGGAAAUUAAAACCGUCGCGUUGGUUCGGGGACUUUGCUUUCACUAACUUUUUCACUCUCCGUAUCCCUGAAGUAUGCUUUCUCUGGACUUUCUGCCUUAAAAUAUCGAGUAAUGUCAACACUGAGGAAUUGGCAUUGACUCGUAAAAUAUCACUUUGUUAAAAUUUUGUUUUUUCUCAUGACCUUUCUACUUGAUUGAUAUUGUAAGGAAAAAUCCAUCCCUAGUUAUACUGCGGGAGUGAAAGCGUGUAGUGUUUGAAGAACUCUCUCAAGAUUUGUCCCAACUCUGAGAACAGCGAUCAAUCUGAUUUUCAAACAUUACAAAUCUCAUCAAAUUAAAAGUUUUUGGCCGUUUAUUGUGUAAUGGUCUUGAUCACUUAGUCAACUCGAUGAAAGACUCGCUUGUGGUCGACCCAUUAAAUGUGACCUGCAGGAAAUGAAGCCCAACGCAGAAACUGCACAAAGAACAUGAUGAGCAGACAAGCAAACAAAUUUAGACAUGGUCUUCGUCUUUUGUUGCAAGUCUGAAGUACGUUUCACAGGAUUAAAGUUACGAAUUUCAGGAUUUAGCGCAAAAAUUGGGAUUAAAGAUUACCAGGGAUAACCUUUCAUAACUGGGUGUUGAUGAUUAUAUAAUUUGACGGCGUCGUUGUUCUCAUAAAGUUUACCUUGUCCUCUUGAAAGUCGGUAAGCGCAACCGAAGCAUCUUGCUUCCUUUCCGUGCAGUCAAACCUGGCGAAGUUAUCGAUAUUCAGCUCAGGUGAAAGAUGAACAACAAUGAGGGUGGUUCAGUCAGCAUAGUAAAUCUCACUACAGAGCAACCACGCGACAACACAGAGCAGACGUUUCAGGUCAUAGCAGUAACUCUCUUAAUACUAAUUACGUUCCUAGGGACGAUUGGCAAUCUUCUGGUAUUUAAAGCGAUUUUUAGCCUUAAAAAGAGAAAAAUCAAUGAUUAUCUCAUUUUGAACCUGGCGGCCACCGAUGCAGGGACGUGCCUCGUCAGCAUUCCGUUAGAUGCAGGGGAAAAGAUUAUCGGUGAAUUUCCGUAUGGAGCUGCACUCUGCCACGUUAUUUACCCUCUCCAGUCUGUUUUAGUUUACGUGUCAGUAAUGACGCUGUUAUUCAUGUGCGUGGAUCGUUACAGACUGAUCGUAACACCGCUGAAACCGAGAAUUCACUUAAGAACUGGAAUAAUGACGAUUAUUGUUUUUUGGCUUUCAUCUUGCUUGAUCGUACUUCCACUGUCGCUCGCACUGAAGCUGGAUGGGUCGCAGUGCGGAGAAGAAUGGCCUCGUUCUUACAGUGGCAAAGUGUUUACCCUCACUAUAUUCACCUCUCUUUACGCGGUACCACUGCUUCUAAUGACCGUUCUGUACGCAUUUAUAGUCAGGGCAUUGUACAAGGACAAGAAUUCUCUAAAACAAUGGCCAAAUGUCUCGAUCAGCAGCCGGCAUUCAGCCUCUCUGCCAACGCAACGAAAUCUUAAAAUCGUCCACGUGUUUGUUGCUGCUGUUGUGGCGUUUGCAGUGUGCAUGUUACCGACGCAUGUGACAUGGCUAUGGCAUGACUUUGGAAACGGUUCCGAACAACCUGAACUCUUCACCAAGGUUGUCACCUUCAGCAACAUUCUUAUGUAUGCUAACUCUAUCAUCAACCCUAUCAUCUUCGGCUCUAUUGACUUGAAAAUUCUUGCGAAAAUUUGUAGGGCUUUGAUUUGCUACCAAUCGCAUGGCCAAGACGCUAGGGUCUUUGAGAAAGUGUUUGUACUACGCACUACUUCUCCUCUUCCCUCAAUGAGGCGACGUUCCACGUUUAGUUUAGUGUUUAACCCUAAUGACAAGUCAAAGACUAGACCGUCGUAAUCUGGCAGUGGAUAAAGAACUUCACCCUGAGGUGUGUCUCAAGCAAAAGCCAGUGACAAUGAAAGCGUUUAUCCUCAGCGGUGCACAAAGACAUACGUAUUUUCAAUUGGCCAACAUCUAGCUGAUUAGUUUGCUCAUUUUGAUACUGGCAGAAACUGAAGGCGUAUCACCUCACGUUCAUUAAGCCUCAUCCACGGGAAGAAAGGGAAGAGGACUUUAUACAAAGUCCUAUGAGGGAUCAACUGCAAAAAAGCAUUACUGUGGUUGACUUAAUUUUCAUACUACUGGUCACAAAAAAUUCAGCCAUUCCGUAAUCACAUCAGUCUGACCGGAACGGUCGUUUCGGAAAAAAAAAAAAAAAAAAAAAAAAAGAAAAACUGGUGCCGUAUUUCAUAGCAUUAACUAGUGGUACACUCGUUUAUCUUUGCACUUUUGCAAUCUUGAGAGGAUUCUCUUUGUUUUCUUUUUUUCCUUUGCUUGUAAAAUGCGCACAAAUGAUAAGGGAAAUUCACAGGUAAACACUGUAUAUAUUUCUACCACCCUCUUUGUACGGCUGAUGUUUUCUUACAAUUGCUUUACAUUUUAUUGAUCGACUUAUUUAGAUGCCUAAUGAGACCAUUUAUCAACAUCUUCCGCCGCCGUGAAGUAGUUUUUCGAUAAUCUAUAUUUUAGAGGACGAAGCUGUCCUAAUAUCAUUAAAUGGGAAACUUGGAAAUGGUAACAUGACCUUAAUUUCUAGGGGACAUGGACGUCUAAAAUGACGCUAUCUAAAGUCAUAAGUAACACCACGCUCGUUGAUAAAUUGGAUUUUAUUUUUCCCGGAAACCGUUUCUAAGUGGUUCAAACCACGAGAGCUGUAAGGAAAUCUGAUAUGGAUUUUGGAAUAAAGAUUUUAGUUCCUUUACCUUA
Messenger RNA from Stylophora pistillata, 4065 nucleotides. Its product is annotated as neuropeptide FF receptor 2. Gene Ontology annotation, molecular function: G protein-coupled receptor activity. Gene Ontology annotation, biological process: G protein-coupled receptor signaling pathway. Gene Ontology annotation, cellular component: plasma membrane. The record is from RefSeq and is a predicted model, not a curated record. NCBI's taxonomy places the organism in Eukaryota, Metazoa, Cnidaria, Anthozoa, Scleractinia, Pocilloporidae.